This is a messenger RNA of Calliphora vicina (urban bluebottle blowfly), 788 nucleotides long. Its product is annotated as protein LLP homolog. Bases 89 to 529 code for a protein of 146 amino acids. The record is from RefSeq and is a predicted model, not a curated record. Gene Ontology annotation, molecular function: RNA binding. Gene Ontology annotation, biological process: dendrite extension. Gene Ontology annotation, cellular component: nucleolus. The transcript has 2 exons. Lineage: Eukaryota; Metazoa; Arthropoda; Insecta; Diptera; Calliphoridae.
AUUGAAACGAGCAACAACACGUGUUUAAAAAGUGAAAAAAUCUCAAGUUUUUAGCAAAAAACUUAAAAAAUAACUCUAAAAAACUAAAAUGGGACGCACAAAUAAAUCCCAUAAACGUCGCAAUGAAAAUGCGAAAGUAAAAAGGGCACGCUAUGAAAUCAAAGAGUUGGCUAUGCUCAAAAAAACCCUUGGCAUCAUGGACACCGAAGAUCCCGAAACUGUGGAACAACUAGCAGAGGUGGCCACAAUUAAAAGUGCCAAGGAAAUAAAACAAGAGAAAAAAUCCAAAGAAGAGGAACAACUUGAAUUUGAAUUGAAAGAAGAACGCCAUCAGGGUGAUAAAAUCACCAUUGUCAACGAAAAGACAGGCAAAACUCAUGUUUACAAUACGAAAACUCUUAAAGAUCAACAUGGUUCAUAUCCCGGCUGGUAUAAACCCCGCAAAACAGCCAAACGUAUACGCAAGAAGGAUCAUGCCCGCAGACUUAGAUUCAAGCAACAUUGGACCGUCACCAAUGUGCCAUUGUAAGGUGUCUUGUCUUCUUUGGUCAUGAUGUGGAUGCAAUUCAUUUGUUUAAAAUUUAAGCUGUGAAUACAGGUAGUCUUUAAGUCAUUUUCAAGUUUAUUUUUUCUUUUUGACAUUCAAGGGGGGGAACUUGUAGUAUCAAAUCUUUGGAACUACAUGUGUUUUGGGAAUUUUUCUAGAAAUAAUUGAAAAAAACAUACAAAAUAUUUUGUAGAGAUAAACUUAAAAACAAUUUAAUAAUAAAAAAAUGGAUAAAACAAAA